This is a messenger RNA of Phascolarctos cinereus (koala), 4398 nucleotides long. It is a transcript of the gene KLHL15, whose product is annotated as kelch like family member 15. NCBI's taxonomy places the organism in Eukaryota, Metazoa, Chordata, Mammalia, Diprotodontia, Phascolarctidae. Gene Ontology annotation, biological process: protein ubiquitination; nuclear protein quality control by the ubiquitin-proteasome system. Gene Ontology annotation, cellular component: nucleus; Cul3-RING ubiquitin ligase complex. The record is from RefSeq and is a predicted model, not a curated record. Gene Ontology annotation, molecular function: protein binding.
GGGGACGCCAAUUAAUACCAAUGGCGGAGGUGCUUUUCCUGAUGCAGACGCCAGUCCACUCGUAACUGGACCGAGACCACCAAGGUGAUUCAUGGCAGGGGACGUGGAAGGGUUUAGUUCCUCCAUCCAUGACACCAGUGUCUCUGCUGGGUUCAGAGCACUGUAUGAGGAGGGAUUGCUUCUUGAUGUCACACUUGUCAUUGAAGAUCACCAAUUCCAGGCUCAUAAAGCACUCCUUGCCACCCAGAGUGACUACUUCAGGAUAAUGUUCACAGCUGACAUGAGGGAGCGAGAUCAGGACAAAAUUCAUUUGAAAGGUCUGACUGCUACAGGCUUCAGCCAUGUCCUACAAUUCAUGUACUAUGGAACUAUAGAACUGAGUAUGAAUACUGUUCAUGAAAUCCUGCAGGCUGCCAUGUAUGUUCAACUUAUAGAAGUGGUGAAGUUCUGCUGCUCUUUUCUCUUAGCCAAAAUCUGCUUAGAAAAUUGUGCAGAAAUUAUGAGACUCUUAGAUGAUUUUGGUGUAAACAUCGAGGGAGUCAGGGAGAAGUUGGACUCCUUUCUGCUAGAGAACUUUGUGCCACUAAUGUCAAGACCUGACUUCCUGUCCUAUCUGAGCUUUGAAAAGCUUAUGUCUUAUUUGGAUAAUGACCGUCUGAGCAGGUUCCCAGAGAUAGAACUGUACGAGGCUGUUCAGUCUUGGCUGCGGCAUGAUAGAAGACGCUGGAGACAUACCGAUACCAUCAUUCAGAACAUCAGGUUUUGUUUGAUGACCCCAUCCAGUGUUUUUGAGAAGGUUAAGACAUCAGAAUUUUAUAGAUAUUCUCGGCAGCUACGACAUGAAGUUGACCAAGCAUUGAAUUACUUUCAUAGUGUUCACCAGCAGCCUUUGAUGGAAAUGAAAUCCUGCCGUAUCCGUUCUGCCAAACCCCAGACUGCAGUAUUCAGAGGAAUGAUAGGACAUAGCAUGGUAAAUAGUAAAAUUCUUCUUUUACACAAACCACGGGUCUGGUGGGAGCUGGAGGGUCCACAAGUACCUCUACGACCAGACUGCCUUGCCAUCGUGAAUAACUUUGUGUUCUUGUUAGGCGGGGAAGAACUGGGGCCAGAUGGUGAAUUUCAUGCUUCCUCCAAAGUGUUCAGGUAUGACCCAAGACAAAAUACUUGGUUGAGAAUGGCAGAUAUGUCUGUACCACGUUCAGAAUUUGCAGUUGGUGUUAUUGGUAGGUACAUCUAUGCUGUGGCUGGAAGAACAAGAGAUGAGACAUUUUAUUCAACAGAGCGUUAUGACAUCACUGAAGACAAAUGGGAAUUUGUGGAUCCUUAUCCAGUCAAUAAAUAUGGACAUGAGGGGACAGUGCUUAGUAACAAGUUGUUCAUCACUGGUGGAAUUACCUCAUCUUCCACUUCCAAACAAGUGUGUGUAUUUGAUCCUAGUAAAGAAGGGACAGUGGAACACCGAACAAGAAGAACUCAAGUAGUUACUAAUUGUUGGGAGAAUAAGUGCAAAAUGAAUUAUGCGAGAUGCUUUCACAAAAUGAUUUCUUAUAAUGGUAAGCUUUAUGUGUUUGGUGGUGUCUGUGUGAUCUUAAGGGCCUCUUUUGAGUCACAAGGAUGCCCUUCCACAGAAGUUUAUGACCCAGAGACUGAUCAGUGGACUAUCUUGGCAUCAAUGCCAAUUGGUAGAAGUGGUCAUGGUGUAGCUGUAUUGGACAAACAAAUAAUGGUUCUUGGAGGCCUUUGCUAUAAUGGUCAUUACAGUGAUUCUAUUCUCACAUUUGAUCCGGAAGAAAAUAAAUGGAAAGAAGAUGAGUACCCACGGAUGCCCUGUAAACUUGAUGGUUUACAAGUAUGCAGCCUGCAUUUUCCUGAAUAUGUAUUAGAGCAUGUUAGACGUUGCAGCUAAAAAUGUACAUCUCCCUUAAAAGAAAGAAAGCAAAGCGUAGUAUUUAAGACUCUUAAGUACUUGUUGGUGUUGUAGUAGUUACUAAAUGCAUAAAGAGAAACAGGGAAUGCACCUCAUCAGUUUUACUAGCAAUGCCAUUGUUAUGGUAUUGUAAAAUUUUCUUUUCUCCUUGCAUUUUCCCCCUUUUCAGUGGCCUCAUGAGCUCAUGCAGUAAAUUCAUUCUAGAAAAUAGCAGUUACACUUAUAGCCUCUGGAAGCAGUUGAAUAGAGUGAUCCACUUGUCUGGAAAAUUGAUUUUAUACCUUAAAAAACAUUUUAAAUUGUCAAGGUAGGAUUUGGUAGUCUUCUAGAAGAACUACCUUCAAGUGUCAUUUAAAGUGAUUUCAGUCAUUUCUUCUAUCUAAAGUCUUUUGCAUUGCUCAUUAUGUCAGUGUUUCACUUUUGGUUUUGUCAUACAAACAGCUUAAAACUUAACUUUUUGCAUGGCUUUUGUAUAGUAGUCUGCUGAAAAUGCAAAAAUAUAAAUUUUCUACUAAAUUAACAACUUUUUAUACUCAAAAACACUAUUUCUAUGCUGCCUUCUAUUGUCUGCAUUGUGUUUGUAAGUGAAGAAAAUAUAUGCACAUGUGAAUACAUAAUAAAAUCUAUAUACAGUGCAUCUUUUUGUGUGGUUAGGAUAUUACAUUUUUAAUUAGUGCACAAAUUGUCAGUCAUACUUGUUGAGUUUUAGAUGUAGUAACAUCUUUCCAUAUAUUAAUAUUAAAAAAAAAAUUAAAGUAACUGGAGGCCUCAUUUGGUAUCAAAGUACCCUAUCUUUGAUACAUACUGAUUGAUUCAGUAACAUUUGAACUCUUUAUAUUCACGUUACAUAUAUAAACUCAUGAAAAUUAAGAUUUUAUAUUUAUUUAAAAAGUAAAUAUUAAGGUAAACCACAUCAAUGUUUGUCUUUCACUUUUGAAUAUGUUUCUCUUUUCAGUAUAUUUGAAUGUCAUUCUACAUGUAGUGAGAACUGGAUAUGUCUAAGCCCUAAUUCUGCAGUGUGCAAGCACUUUUUACCACUCCAAAGGUGGUUAUACUCUACUGUAUGUAAUUGAGAUUCAGUAGUGGUAUUAUUUAUAGUUUGUAUUUGAAUCUAAUAAUAAUUUUCAGGUAUCAUCCAAGGGUGUUGGAUUAUGAAAAUGAGAAACAUAAAUUUUAAAAUAGGCCAUAUUUACCAUUUCUUUACUAAGAGAGAAAUAAUAAAAUGUCAGCAGCUAUUAUCUUUACCCUCAUGCCCUUUUCUUCCUUUAAAAGAUUUUUGGUGAUAUCAUUCAAAUAAUUAUAACACAUUACAAAAUAAGUUUAACUUCCAUUUCCUCUGCCUCUCUUCCCUCCACUCCCACUUCUGUCAAAGUGGGGCUAGGUACUUCUGUUAUUAAGCAUAAACUAAUAGCCCUUACAGAUUUAGAACUUAAUUCUAAUUGCAGACAUUAUGAACAAACUGUUAUCAGAUUAAUAAUUACUUCCUCACACUUUUCUUAUGAAAUUUACUAGCUUAUUUUUUUUCUUCCAAACUGUCUAGUGGCAUUGGUAAUCAAACCCUCAUCUUCUGUCUUUUGUACUAAAGUACCACACAUCAUGAGGAAUCAUAACCCCAAAGUUAAAAAAUGAUCAAGAACAAUUUUUAAAAAUACAUUUAUUAAGAAGGGUGCUUUAGGACUAAAUGUACCUUUUAAUUAUUUAAACUCAAAUAAAAUUGUUUAGUUGAGUGUAACCUAAGAAAUUUAUUUCCUGUAGCAUGCCAUGACCAAAUUGGUGUCAUUUUUCUCAUCCUCUAAUUGGCCUUCAGUAGGCUAUGCCUGCACUGGUGAGUGUAAGAUGUAAGUAAGACAUUUGUGCAAUAUUACAAUGCUGUUAUAUAAAUUUUCUAGUUUUAUACAAGUUUUGACUGCUGCCAUCAUUGAAAAUAAUGUGGCAAGGUGAAAGAACUUCCAAAGAAGAAACUUCGUGGUAACUCUAACCCCGCCCCCAAAUCCAAUGUAGAUCAUACUGUGAAGUAAAAUCUGGCUUAAAAAUACCAAGAUUGUUCAUUUUUGUGAGUAACAAGCAGUAAGUAAAUGAGUAGGUAUAUAAAAAUCGCAAACUAACCUUUAAUUUGAGAAAAGUCAUUAUUGUUCAUCUGCUUAAAAGACAACAUUUCAUUAAAAUAACCUUUUAUAAUUCAAACAACAGCAAAGUCUAUGAUUGAGCAAGGGAUUAAUCUGGAACUGUUCAUCUGAGAGCAAAGCUUGUAAAGAAGUUUUAGUUUUAGGAUAUGAUUGUUAAUUUCUUUUCAGUUUUUCUAGGAAAUAAAUUGAUCAUUGUUUUCCCAGAGUUAUGUACACAAGAGCCUUCUUCAUCUUUUUAAAAAACAGACAAAUUCCUGACAUCUUAAUAUUUGCUACAAUUUUACCUUUUCCUUUUAAUAAGAUUUUGUGAGCAGACUGUCUUGGUAAGGUGUUUUUGGUUUUUUU